This is a messenger RNA of Uranotaenia lowii, 4111 nucleotides long. RefSeq names its product F-box only protein 25. Gene Ontology annotation, biological process: protein ubiquitination. The transcript has 5 exons. Bases 831 to 1895 code for a protein of 354 amino acids. Gene Ontology annotation, molecular function: protein binding. Gene Ontology annotation, cellular component: nucleus; cytoplasm; SCF ubiquitin ligase complex. Lineage: Eukaryota; Metazoa; Arthropoda; Insecta; Diptera; Culicidae. The record is from RefSeq and is a predicted model, not a curated record.
CGACAUGCUCCUAUAGCACCUACCAAAUCAGGCAGGGCUUACAAUACCGCAGGAAUGUUUAAGACCACAUUUGAAUUAUUUAUUUUUAAAUAUUUCUGAUGACUGGUUAGUUCAGACAUUUUUAAAUUAUUGCUCAUAGUUGCAUUGAAAGAUAUACUGAAGAUUAUUUUUAAAACCCAUAAAACGGUACCAUAAGCUCUAUGUACCCUGCAAACAUGAUGUCGCUUUAACAAUCAGCUGUGUAGGCAUUUGAUCAGUUGCGUUGCGUAAAUGGUUCUCCAGUGUCUAUCAUACAAAGAUAAGUCUUAAGCAUUAAUAAAGGUCAACUUUCAACCAUUCUAGGAUAAUCUAACACAAAAAAGUGUUGCGCAAAAAACUCAAUGAAUGAAUCUGUUACAAAGCGAGAAAAAUAAUUAAUCAGGAAGUACCGAGCAUGAAAAGUGAAUUUACAGCCAUUUCACGUUUAUAUAUAACACCGUUUAUAAUCCACAAGUUGUGAAGUGCUUUUCUGCCAUUCCAUCGGCUCGUGCAGCCUUUCGCCAUCUGAAAUUGCGCUAUUGGAAAAUCGAAAACAAGUCGGGGAAGACGUGUGUGAGUGAAAUUGCUCUUUUUCCACAUUGGCCAAGUACUGCCAGGUUCUCCUUAUAGUGCUGCUAUAGCUGCUGCUAGGCAAAUCGAGUGCCGCGAGUUCACAUAACAUCUCGAAGCGAAUCUUCGAACUUUCCACCAGGCACCACACCUCGGCAGACGCUGUACGUACACCGUCGUUUGGGGGGAGGCCGCAAGAUCAUCGGAGUCGGAGUAGGGACCCAUUUCAGGCAUCCAGAAUCAUGCCAUUUAUUUCCAAGGAUUGGCGAUCGCCUGGUGAGGCUUGGGUCAAGACCGACGAAGGUUGGGAAAAACUCAAGGUGUUGGAGUGCGUCAAACGGAAAAGAUGCAUAUCAGAAUGCAGCAGUUCCAGUGAUACAGAAAACGAUAACGAAAAUUGUGAUGUAGAAAUCCCUCCUCACUGUCACAUCACGCUGAAGUGCACCCGUGAAAUAGCCGGCUUCAAUGGCCUCGGUGAAGCGGUUCGUAGAUUGGACUUCCGAAGCUCCGUCCGUGAUGGUCGACGGUUCAACUACGUGUGUGCCCUGCUCCGGUUGCUGGUCUCUGGAAAGGGCAUAUCCAGCCUCCCAGGGGGAGCACAAAGGCUCCUGUUGCAGAUGUUGGAGGAAGUAGCAACCUACGUUAGUGACUCCCAGCAAAACAUCAACGUACUGCGGGGUCUGGUACAGCAACUUCGCUCGCUAGUAAAUCAGGAGAACCAAAAAUGCUGGGGAAAACCACUCGGCAGCCAAAGUCUAUGGGAGGGACAUGUCCAAACAAUCCAACGGAUUCAAAACAUUGCUAGUCAAAUAGAGAUAAGAGAGCCAGGACCGAAUAUCCGACCAAAACUAAACGACCUGCCAGAGGAAUGUGUUCGUGAAAUUAUACUUAGAAUAACCGAUUACAAGGAUCUGGAGUCUUCCGCCCGAGCCUGGUCGCUGAUGGCGGCACUGAUCUCGGAGCAAAGAGUGUGGCGAGAACUGUCACACUAUCAUUUCAACAAGCAGCAGAUAGACGUCAUCCUAGAUAAAAUGUGUCUUCACGAUACGAAGGAACGGCACCGGAAUUGGCAGGCUAUUUACCACGCGCUACGGAAAACCUACGGUGUGCCUGAGGAGCUCCAGUACGCCGAAAUAUUGGCGUUUUGCAGACUGUGCCGCUGUUUAUUUUGGCCAUCGGCCGGCCACCCUUGCAUCGUGGACCAGUGUCCGGAUAUACGGGAUCGUAUCCGGGAGGCAGGUAAUGGAGAAAUUACCGAAACCCAACCGGUACCACCGGCGCAAUUCCUCAAAUAUUUUUCUUUGUAAGAUGUAUAAAAAACAACAACUUGUUUCAUAAUACAACAUAAACGAUACUGUAUAAAUUAACCGAACACAUACACAAGAUCGAAUUGACCCAGACAGACCGAAGUGGUUUUAAUUUAAGGUCAGUUGGACUAACCCGUGUGUUGUCAAUCGGAAUUGAAACUUCUCAUUACAAAUGAUAUUUUUUUCUCUUAUUUUGUAUUAUGUUCAAAGAAAGUGUUGUGAUCAAGGGGUUGUGUGUAGAUCACGUGGCGUAAUCAAAACUGAUCAAUCAAUAUUAAAUCCCUAAGAAGACUGGCUAAUACUUUUAUUGGUGUGAUUCAUUUUUCGAGGUCACCCUUUUUACUGAUCAAACAAUUUUAUUAUAUUUGUGCAAUUUAUGACCAACAAUGAAAUCUAAGUUCGUCGUACUAGUUACUCAUCGAUUCGUGUGUGAGAAUCGAAGACCAUUGACUUCGAUUUCCUUCGAAUGAUUUGAUUGUCUCAUUUUUUUGAAUGUUGUACUUUAACAUCUUUGCUAACUGAGUAAGACUUACCCAAAGGUGGUUUGAAAACCGAUGUGUUCAAAAAUAGAAAUUUGUCAGCCAAAAUUGUCAGUUGGUCUAUCAUCGUUUGAAUUUUUAACUCAUUUGGCCUUUAACAAAUAUUAGAAGUUUGCCAAAAGCUCUUGUGCAUUAUCCCAAUAUCUUGAAAUUCUUCCAACCAAAAGCAAAACCUACCCAUUUCAUUUUAUACUUAAUCACGCGGAAUUCUUCUUCAAAUAAGUGUCUUAUUUCCAUUGGGUUCCUUUUGAUAGAUAUAACUUUUAACAAACUACAAACCCGCUACAAAACCUUAACUGUAGAAAACAAGUUAUACUUCCCAGCUUUUCCCAUGUCGACACGAGCUCUACACCGGCCACCACGAGUGCAACUGUACCUUUUGGAGUACGGGCUUGCUAAUUGUUCGUUUCAAACUCCACAAAGAUUUCAGUGUCAGGAUGUCGGGGUAUUCCUAGUUUUUAUCGUACUUGAUAAAAUUUAACAUACGUUGUACUAUCUUAACAUCGUCAUCAUUACAACAAUCCAGAUCCAAAAUUCCACUUUUUCCAAGAGCAUUUUAAACUGUUAUAAUAAAUUGUAAUUUACCCGAAAAAUGUCCUAAUUUUUUGCCAAUGAUUUUUUUGUAAUGUCUACGUAAUUAAUUACCUUUAAAAAAAGUUGUGAUAUUGUACGAAUUUGCAUAUACUAAACUUUUCUUAGCGACGAAUAUAACAGUGGGAUUUAAAUUCACGUUCAGAGAAAAUGAGACUUGAGACUAGAAGAGAGAAAAGGAUAAUGGCCGAGAAAAAAUGAUAACACGCAGUCCGCUAAUUUCAAUAUCUUUCAUCCUAUAAAAAUAGUUAAAAAUCAAACAUAACAAAAUAAGCGAGAUAUGUGAUACAACAAAGAGAAAUCUCUCUAAAAAGAAUACUUCACAGAGCACGUACUAAUCGGCUACGUAUAUUUUAAUUGAUCCAUGGUUCUGGAAUAGGUUUUACUAAAUUUAUAUUCAGAAUAAUUGCUAAUAACGGAAAACAAAAAGCUAACAUUUUUACUGUGGAUUUUUUUCUUGGACUUUUCUGUAUCUAUGUAUUGUAGAAUUGGUAGAAUGAAUCUAACUGUUUACGGAAAAUGCGUUUACACAGAACGAAACUAUAUUUAUACGAACGAUUUGUCUGUGUGGUUAGUUAGAGCGUCACAUUUAAAACUUACAUGAAACUGUAUAAUAAGUUCCUUUUAACCGAGUUAGUAGUAGAAGAAAUCAAAGAUAAAGUUAUGAGCAAACGUGAAUUCGAUGUUCUUGUAUCAUUGUGAUGUAAUAGCAAAACAAAUCAAUUACAAUGAUUUCAAAUUUCUGGAUUGAUCGGUCUGUGUUUAGCUUUGUAAGAGCAUAAGUAACACAACUAGUUUCCAAUCGUCUGAAGGGAGAAUGUAAAACAUAUAUCAGAUCAAUAGCAGACUUAUUGAUGAAAACCCCCUAUAGAUCCCAAUUGUUAGUAAUGAUUGUAUCCAGGAACAAAGUUAUGAAAGUUUAACCGCAGAUGCUACCAAAACCAGCUUGGAAAGUUUAUCUCUCAAAGCGAACAGACUUCAAAAUACAGAGAUUAAUAAUAUUAAAACGAUGUGCUACGUAUUUCAUAUAUCAGACACUUGAAAGAAUAGAUAUAUUUUAAAUACAAUACUUAUCAAUUGAAAGAA